Nannospalax galili (Upper Galilee mountains blind mole rat) is the source of this 1408-nucleotide messenger RNA. It is a transcript of the gene Hsd17b14, whose product is annotated as hydroxysteroid 17-beta dehydrogenase 14. The transcript is spliced from 9 exons. Gene Ontology annotation, molecular function: estradiol 17-beta-dehydrogenase [NAD(P)+] activity. Gene Ontology annotation, biological process: steroid catabolic process. Gene Ontology annotation, cellular component: cytosol. The coding region runs from base 368 to 1132 and encodes 254 amino acids. NCBI's taxonomy places the organism in Eukaryota, Metazoa, Chordata, Mammalia, Rodentia, Spalacidae. The record is from RefSeq and is a predicted model, not a curated record.
GGGAGGAGGCUGGGGAGGACCCCUGGUCUGAAGGAGGAAGGUGGGGUCUGGACCCCUGAGUCUCAAGGGUAGGACCUGUCUCAUGACAAGUAGGAUGAUUUAGGUCUGAUUCCCUGGGUCUGAGGGAGGAUACCUGGGGCCUGGUUUUCUAGGUCAGAGGGAGGAGGCAGUGCUGGUCUUCCAGGUCUGAGGGAGGAGAGGUGUGUCUCCGUGCUCCCAGGUGUGUAGCUUUCCUGGGAACACCCCAGGGCUGGCCUUCCAGGAUCCAGCCUGUAUAUCUGUAUAUCUGGUUCCGUCCCCUUGCUUCUCUGGACUUUGGAGGUGGAAAGAGGCCCCGAGGGUGUGAGAGAGAGGCAGUGGACUUGGAAUGGCUUCAGGAACUCGAUGUGCCGGAAAGGUGGUGGUGGUGACCGGGGGCGGUCGAGGCAUUGGUGCUGGGAUCGUGAGAGCCUUUGUGGACAGUGGGGCCCAAGUGGUUUUCUGUGACAAGGAUGAGGCGGGAGGCCGAGCUCUGGAGCAGGAACUUUCUGGCACUGCCUUCAUUGCCUGUGACAUGACUCAGGAAGGAGACUUGCAGACGCUGAUUUCUGAGACCCUCUCCCGAUUUGGUCGCCUGGAUUGUGUAGUGAACAAUGCUGGCUACCACCCACCUGCUCAGUGGCCUGAGGAGACAUCCAUAGAGGGCUUCCGAGAACUGCUAGAAGUGAACCUGUUGGGGAUGUACGCCUUGACCAAGCUCGCCCUCCCCCACCUGCGGAAGAACAGAGGCAACAUCAUCAACAUCUCCAGCCUGGGGGCAGUGACAGCUAUGACCAAAGCUUUGGCCUUGGACGAGAGCAGAUAUGGUGUCCGUGUCAACUGCAUCUCCCCAGGAAACAUUUGGACCCCAUUGUGGGAAGAGCUGGCGGCCUCAACACCAGAUCCCAGAGCAACCAUCCUGGAAGGCACCUUAGCCCAGCCCUUGGGCCGCAUGGGCCAGCCAGCCGAGGUGGGGGCAGCAGCCGUGUUCCUGGCCUCAGAUGCCACCUUCUGUACAGGCCUUGAGCUUCUUAUGACAGGAGGUGCAGAGCUGGGGUAUGGUCGAAAGGCUAGUCCCGGCACUCCUGUGGAAGUCUCCACUCUCCUUCCCUGAAUUCCCCAAUUUCCACAAAGCUAACCCCCCCCCCCCGGUGGAUUCUGGGCAGGGGCUCUACCACUGAGUCAUACCCCCAGCUCCUCUCUGGGGAGUCUAAGCAGGUGCUCUACCACUGAGCUACAAGUUGGGCCUCCUCCCUAGGUAGCACUUCCCACUCCCAUCUCCAACCCGUACUUUCCACCUCCCUGGUUCAGCCCCAGCCCCCAAGCCUCUCGCUUCACUUCAUAAUACAUCAUUCAUCCUGAGCCCAUAAAAGCAACUUGCACCCAGAAA